Molecule: messenger RNA, 423 nt
Organism: Neltuma alba
Lineage: Eukaryota; Viridiplantae; Streptophyta; Magnoliopsida; Fabales; Fabaceae
Exons: 1
Coding region: 1-423 (140 amino acids)
Source: RefSeq, a predicted model, not a curated record
AUGGCUGAAGAAUUCCAAGAAGCCGACGUCAUCUUCUCCGAUCACCACCGGCAGAAUCCUCCGCGUGCUGCCACCUCGGACGGUGAGGAUGACUAUCGGAGUGACAUUUCGCAGAGAGAGCUGGAUUCGCGACGGGUUAAGUUGAAGAGGAGCAAGAAGAAGAAGAAGAAGAAGGAGAUGGCAAAUUCGAUGCCGGUAAAUAUACCAGAGAGGAUCUUUCGGCGAACGGAUUCGGAUGACGAGCUGCUGGAGGAGGAAUGGGAGGACGAAGGAAUGGUGCCGCCAUACGUGAUCGUGAAUCGGAGAAUCGCCGGGAAAAUGGCGUUCUCGGUGUGUACAGGGAACGGAAGGACCUUGAAGGGACGGGAUUUGAGCCAAGUUCGGAAUUCAAUUCUGAGAAUGACUGGAUUUUUGGAAGCGUAA